UGGCGAGGCCAUCCCGUCCACAGCCAUCGCUCUGUGCGCUUGACCCGGCGCCGGGAGUGCGGGGACCGGGGACCGAGGACCGGGUCUGCUGAGGCCGCAGCAGGCGCACCCGAGGCAAUGAUCCCAGGACAAGUGCAGCGGGCGCUCCGGUGCCUCAGGCCCCCCCGGGGGUCCGGGGUGCGGGGAUUUCCCAGGAGCGUCGCCACCACUGGGGCAGCGGACCGGGAGAUGGAGGAGGAGGAGCGGAGUGCCUACACUGUGGUCGUGGUGGGGGGAGGACAUGCUGGUGUGGAAGCAGCAGCAGCGGCGGCCAGGGCGGGCGCUAGGACCCUGCUGAUCACCCAGAAAGCAGCGAAGAUCGGUGAGAUGUCCUGCAACCCAUCGUUUGGUGGGGUGGGGAAAGGGCACCUCAUGCGCGAGGUGGACGCACUGGACGGCCUCUGCGCGAGGAUCUGCGACCGAGCCGGGAUCCACUUCCACGUCCUGAACCGCCGCAAGGGACCGGCUGUGUGGGGGCUGCGAGCUCAGGUGGACCGAGACCUCUACAAGAGGCACAUUCAGGAGGAAUUGGCCAGUAUUCCGGGGCUGCAGGUAAGAGAGGGCUCCAUCGAGGAUCUGCUGAUCUCAGAACCCGACGCUACGAGACCAGGAAAGUGGCGAGUACGAGGAGUUCGGCUCGCGGAUGGGUCAUCCGUCCUGUCUCCGUGCGUUGCUCUGGCCACUGGCACCUUCUUGCGGGCGGAGAUCUUCCUGGGUCAGGAGCGGCGCCCGGCUGGCCGGCUGGGGGACAGGCCGUCGAUUGGUUUGGCUCAGACGCUGAAACAGCUCGGCUUCCGUCUGGGCCGGCUGAAGACGGGGACGCCCCCUCGGAUACAGCGGGACACAGUAAAUCUUGGGGUGUUGGAGACCCACAGGGGGGACAGCCGACCCAUCCCCUUCAGCUUCCUCAACACCAGCGUGACCAUUCAGCCAGAUGAGCAGCUACCCUGUUACCUCACCCACACGGGUCCUGAGGCUGAGCGCCUCGUCAGAGAGAAUCUGCACCUCAACCCUCACGUCCAGGAGACCACCCGCGGACCUCGGUACUGCCCCUCCCUGGAGGCCAAGGUGCUCCGUUUCUCCGGCCGCUGCCACCAGGUGUGGCUGGAGCCUGAAGGUCUGUGCUCGGACGUCCUGUACCCCCAGGGUCUGUCCACCACCCUCCCCCCUGUCCUGCAGCAGCAGCUGGUCAACUCCAUUCCCGGCCUGGAGACGGCCGAAAUCCUGCAGCCUGGGUACGGGGUACAGUAUGACUAUGUGGACCCCCGACAGUUGACCCCCUGGUUGGAGACCCAGGCGGUUCAGGGUCUCUUCCUGGCGGGACAGAUUAAUGGGACCACUGGCUACGAGGAGGCAGCUGCUCAGGGGCUGAUCGCAGGCAUUAACGCCGCCCUCCGUGGGCGGGGGUCUAGCCCGUUCGUAGUGGGACGGACCGAGGGGUACGUUGGGGUGCUGAUCGACGACCUGACCACGCUGGGCACCAAUGAACCCUACCGCAUGUUCAGUGGGCGGGUGGAGUUCCGGCUCGGGCUGCGGCCAGACAACGCGGACCAGAGGCUGACCGCCAGGGGUUACGCGGAGGCGGGCUGUGUGUCCCGGAAGCGGCAGCAGGAGGCUCUGCGUGUCAGUCAGGCCCUCGAGCACGGAUUGGCUACCCUCAAGUCCGUCUGUUACUCAGGCACCCAAUGGCUACGCCUCCUGCCGGAGACAAAGGUCAGCCCAGAGCGCAGUGACCGGCCCAGUGCUUUGGAAAUGCUACGCCAGCCAGGGGUGGAGCUGAGGACCCUGGUGGACGCCCUCCCACACUCUCUUGGUUCCCUUCCUACCGAGGGGCAACUCGCUGACAGAUUCAAGAUUGAGGCUGUUUAUCAGGGCCUGCUGCUGCUACAGCAACAGGAGAUGGAGGAGGUGAGGAGAGACGAGGAAAUGAGGCUUCCUGAGGAUCUUGACUACCACAGCGUGAAGGUGUCUUUGUCCCAGGAGGUGCGAGAGCUCCUCGAGUUCACCCGGCCCCAGACGAUCGGUGCUGCAUCGCGACUGCCGGGGAUGACUCCUGCAGCUAUCGUUAAUCUGCUUCGCUUUGUCAGAUUGGCUUCAAACGCCGCACCCAGAAAAGAUGCUUGUUCCUUUUGACGUACCAUAUAACAGCUUAUCAUUGAUGUACCACAAAAUAAAAACUAGUACU
Molecule: messenger RNA, 2224 nt
Organism: Mobula hypostoma (lesser devil ray)
Lineage: Eukaryota; Metazoa; Chordata; Chondrichthyes; Myliobatiformes; Myliobatidae
Gene: mto1
Product: mitochondrial tRNA translation optimization 1
Exons: 14
Coding region: 118-2172 (684 amino acids)
Biological process (GO): tRNA methylation; mitochondrial tRNA wobble uridine modification
Cellular component (GO): mitochondrion; cytosol
Molecular function (GO): flavin adenine dinucleotide binding
Source: RefSeq, a predicted model, not a curated record